GCACAAGCAGGCUGAGGCUGGAGGCUGGCAAAGGGUUUACUCCACUGUGUGUGUGUGCAUAAGUGUGAGUUUGUGCAUAGGUGUGUGUGUUGGCACUUUGACACCCAAAGUGCGCGCGCGCCGUGCCGUUCUGCGCCGCUAUAGCCAAAGGAAGAGGGGGAAAAAAGGCUUAACAGAUCUGUGCAUGCAUGCAGGCGGGCGGGCGGGCAGAGACGAACCAUUAAAAUCUCGUCUGCAGAUCCUCCGCUGGUCGCGCGCAUUUUACUACUACAACUCCUCCCGGUACCGCCUGCUCGUGCCGUCGACGGACAUCCAAGAAGCGCAGAAGUGACACGCGCGUAAAAGGUGUGGAGGAGAGGGCGCAAUGGAACCGAACACGAGCCGCUAAACCGACACACACAGAGAUACCAGGCCAUUCGGUGAGGAUUAAAAAAAAAAAAAAAAAAAAAAAGGCAACAUGGUGAAAAUGGACCAGAUCUGAACUUUGGACGAUCUCGCCGUGAGGAUUAAUUGUGCAGCUCCGAGAUCUGACCGGUGGCACCGAAGGAGAAACGGAGGGGAUCAGAGUUCGCAUCGAAGAGGGGUACUGAAGGUCUGCGUUAUGGCGCGCUGUGACAGUCGCUUGGGGACCUGGCAGGUGCUGCUGACCAUCUCCAUGGUCGUCAUCCCGCUGUGCGCUCACGGGAGGCACUCACUGGCCAGGCGCCACCAUCACCGCAACCAGUCGACCGUCCACAAGGAGGCCUUGAACGCCAGGAUGGUGCUCAGCGACGACUCUGCAGAGAGAGAACACCUGAUCGGAGCAGGGCUCGGGAUCGGCGCCAAACUCCCACUCAGCUCCCACAAACACCACCAUUCUCACAAACACGUCCACCUCGAUUUCGUGGAGGAAGACCCACCUGUGGGGGAGGAGCUCACUGCCGGGGGGGCGGGUCCAGACCAGCCAUCAUCCGAUGACGUAAUUACCGUGGCGUUUCACAGUCCUGCGCCAGAUAUCGUGCCCUCUGAUGUCGCUCUGGAUUGGGCAAAAGUCCCGAAACCCCAGAAGCAGAAAGCAGGGGACCCCACUGCAUGGACGCUUUCUGAUUUUUACGACUACCUGUCCCCCGACGAUGACCUCUCAGCGUUGGAUACGACCCCUGAGCCCGAGCCCACCCCUUCACCUCCAGCCGACAUGGAGGAUGAGAAUCCACUCCUGGCUGGUUCUCCUGCUGUUCCUGACAACGUGAGGCCCAACAUGAACAGUGGACCAUCUUUACCAGCUCCUCCCAUGCCAGGGCUGGACAGGGACGAUGGGUUAGGCUUAGGUGGGGCCUUUGGGGAAGGUGGCUGCAGGCUGGGCUUUGUGCAGUCCGGACCUGGGGUGUGUGUGUCUCAGUGUGACGUUGAACCCAAUUUCUGCUUCAACGGAGGGGUGUGCACUGUGGUGGCUGGAAUCGGAGCUUUCUGCAGGUGCAACGUGCAGGACUACAUCUGGAACAAAGGCAUGCGCUGUGAUUGGGCGGUCACUGAGUUCCAGGUGUUGUGCGUGGUGGUGGGCGUGGCCUCGUUCGUGCUCCUCCUGCUGUUCAUGAUCAUCGUGUUCUUUGCCAAGAGGCUGCAUCGCCUCAAGAACGAGAACAGACGCCUUCGCAAACGCAGCAAGUACCGCCCACAGAGCACCGAGCCACAGACGGACGGACUCUCGGUUUCCACAACAGCCGACGGCUCUCAGCCAAACGUAAGGAAACUGUGCGACACCCCUCCGCCCGCUCCCCAAGCUCACACUCACAACCUGGCGUACUAUGACAACAUUAUCUGUCAGAGGCCGUCAGCAACCAGCUAUACGUGGGAAUAUAAACCUAGAAACCUUUAUAACCACUUCCAGGAUGAGCCUCAGAAGCAAGAUGACCAAGCAAAAUCCCCAAAAGCCAAGGAAGAGGGCUCUAUGAACAUCCUCAACUCUCAUUCCCCCAAGCACGAGAACAACCGCCCGGCCUCUUUCGCCCACGACCAGGGCCACACCCCCAACAACACGGAGGAGAACGCCGAGGAUGGAGUCACUAUUGGCCUGGAGGUGCUUCUCCCCAAAGAGGCCAAACUCCACCCGGAGUCCAGCAAACCCCUUCAGUAUGACGUCUUCCUCUACAAGGUUGCCAACAAUGGAGACUCUGCCUCUCCCAGCCACGGCCCGGCCUCUCACUCCACCAACUCCUACUCCACCUCUCAUCCCAUUCCCAGAUCGCCUAAAACACCUAAGACACCCAAGUCGCCCAAGAUGCCCAAAUCACCCAAAUCACCCAAACGCCCUAAGGACCACUUACCCAGUAACCGUGAGCCUUUAGCGGGGAGGCACUCCUCCCCUGGCCGUUACCCCUCACCUGGCCGCCACCCAUCACCGAGCCGCCACCCGUCGCCAAGCCGUCACUCUGCUCCUGGGUGCUACACCUCCCCCACCCGCCAUCCGUCGUGCCACCACUCUCCCUCUCAGUACAAGUGCAUGCCCUCCUGCUCCACCACCCCGCCUCAGCUACGCCGGCCCCGAGGUCGGUCCCAGGCUUCGGUGUCGGGCCACUCGGGGACUGGGAGGGAGUACCAGUGUGGACACAUUCGCCCGUCCCCCUCAUCACCUCAUCUCACCCAGCCACCUCCAUCGCCAUCCAAGGUCAAGUGCAGCCCGAUGAGCACCCGAUCCCUGCCGCCUCUGUCCUGACCAGGCCUUCACUCGGCCCGGCCCAACAUCUGUACAUUCAAACGCACAAACAUCUGUCAUCAUCUAAUCUCUCCAGCAACCUCUGCAUCGUGGCUCUAACUUUGUUUUUUAUUACUGAUUAAUAGAUCUUGUAUCCAUCUCUCCAUCUUGUCACCCUGGCUCUUCACUUUUAUACAUGAAGGAUGAAGACAGCACCUCACCGUGGACCAGAAAACUGGGACAACUCUGCAUACGCACCACAUUCAGUUGAAUUCAAACUUGGAUGCACCAAAAUACACACACUGUAUAAAUCACUGUGUAGCCGCUGCAGCCUCACAUUCACACCCAUAUGUAAAUCACAGCCUCUCGAAGCUCAGGUUUCUGCUCAGUCAUGCACAAAACGAACGAUUACAUGUGAACAUACUCUCAUAGCACUGUGCCAACAUCAGCAACUGCUGAGGAUAUUCCUUGCAAAGGUUUCAUAGAGUAGCCUUAGUCUUAUCAACGGUUUAUAUAAAUGUUUUGCUAUUCAAUAUGUAAUGUUAUUUCAUAGGCUUUUUGGGUAUUUUUUCAUGUUUCUAAUACUCAAUAAAUUGAUAAAACAACGA
Molecule: messenger RNA, 3279 nt
Organism: Amphiprion ocellaris (clown anemonefish)
Lineage: Eukaryota; Metazoa; Chordata; Actinopteri; Pomacentridae
Gene: cspg5b
Product: chondroitin sulfate proteoglycan 5b
Exons: 7
Coding region: 602-2692 (696 amino acids)
Biological process (GO): nervous system development
Source: RefSeq, a predicted model, not a curated record